ACGAUCCAAAAAUGUGAAUCAAAGGGGAGAGAAAAUCACACAGUAGUAGCAGACAUGGAUGGAACUUUACUAGUUGGACGUAGCUCUUUCCCUUAUUUUGCACUUGUUGCAUUCGAAGUUGGUGGUAUUUUUAGGCUUCUUUUUUUAGUAUUAUCAUCUCCAUUAGCUGGACUUCUAUAUUAUUUCAUCUCUGAAUCCGCAGGUAUAAGGGUCUUAAUUUUUGUGACAUUUGCUGGGAUGAAAGUGUCCGAUAUCGAGUCCGUGGCACGUGCUGUUUUGCCCAAAUUCUAUUCUACUGACUUGCACCCUGAGACAUGGCGUGUUUUCUCGUCAUGUGGGAAAAGAUGUGUUCUUACAGCGAAUCCUAGGAUUAUGGUUGAACCAUUUUUGAAGGAAUAUUUAGGUGCUGAUUUGGUUAUUGGGACUGAGAUAUCUAUGCAUAAAGGAAGAGCCACUGGAUUUGUGAAUAAACCUGGAAUUCUUGUUGGUGAAAAUAAGGCUGUGGCUCUUAAAAAGGCCUUUGGUUCUACAUCUGCACCUGAUAUUGGACUUGGUGAUCGCAAAACUGAUUUUCCCUUCAUGAAUUUAUGCAAGGAAAGCUACAUAGUACGACCAGAACCUGAUGUGAAGCCUUUGAGCCAAGACAAAUUACCAAAGCCUAUAGUUUUCCACGACGGCCGACUUGUUCAAAAACCAAGUCCUUUAAUGGCACUUAUGAUAAUUCUUUGGAUCCCAAUUGGUUUCCUCUUAUCAUGCUUGCGUAUAGCCGCUGGUUCACUCCUACCAAUGCCACUAGUCUAUUACGCUUUUUGGGCUCUUGGUGUUCGGGUCAAAGUCAAAGGCAACCCACCUCCUCCGGCCCAAAAAUCCACGGGCCAAACCGGUGUCCUAUUCAUUUGCUCUCAUCGGACUCUUCUCGACCCAAUUUUCCUAUCAACAGCCCUUGGCCGGCCCAUCCCUGCGGUCACAUACUCACUGUCUCGGCUCUCUGAGAUCAUUUCACCUAUUAAAACGGUUCGUCUUAGCCGUGAUCGCGUAACGGAUGCUAAUAUGAUCAAGAAAUUGUUAGAAGAAGGUGAUUUGGUUAUAUGCCCCGAAGGGACAACGUGUAGGGAACCAUUUUUACUUAGAUUUUCGGCUUUAUUCGCAGAAUUGACCGAUGAACUUGUUCCUGUUGCUAUGUCUAAUAAAAUGAGCAUGUUCCAUGGCACAACGGCUAGAGGAUGGAAAGGAAUGGAUCCAUUUUAUUUUUUCAUGAAUCCUAGUCCUGCAUAUGAAGUUACAUUUUUGAAUAAAUUGCCAUAUGAUUUGACAUGUAGAGCUGGAAAAUCAAGUCACGAUGUGGCGAAUUAUAUACAGAGGACUAUUGCUGCAACGUUAUCGUAUGAGUGCACUAAUUUUACUAGGAAGGAUAAGUACAGUGCUUUGGCUGGAAAUGAUGGAACUGUGACAACAAAACCUGGACUUGCAGCCAAGAAAGUGAUGGGCUGUUAA
Molecule: messenger RNA, 1494 nt
Organism: Nicotiana tabacum (common tobacco)
Lineage: Eukaryota; Viridiplantae; Streptophyta; Magnoliopsida; Solanales; Solanaceae
Product: glycerol-3-phosphate acyltransferase RAM2
Biological process (GO): cutin biosynthetic process
Cellular component (GO): membrane
Molecular function (GO): glycerol-3-phosphate 2-O-acyltransferase activity; phosphatase activity
Source: RefSeq, a predicted model, not a curated record